Diospyros lotus (date-plum) is the source of this 1338-nucleotide messenger RNA. RefSeq names its product PRA1 family protein A1-like. Lineage: Eukaryota; Viridiplantae; Streptophyta; Magnoliopsida; Ericales; Ebenaceae. The transcript is spliced from 8 exons. Bases 250 to 879 code for a protein of 209 amino acids. The record is from RefSeq and is a predicted model, not a curated record. Gene Ontology annotation, cellular component: membrane.
UUUUGGCAGUUGAUAGUUUGACUUCCAACAAAGAGAGCUCCGAAUAUUCGUCGCCACCCAUAUUCACAGAAUUCUUUCGUCAGAAACUUCUGAUUAUCAUCUCAUCAUCGUCGUCUCUUUUGCUGCACGUUUCCUCAAUCUCAUUGAAAACGUCAUUGCUCCAUCUGAGCUGACGCACAGUUUGUUUCCUUUUCCCUCUCUAGUUCUAGGGUUCUUGCACCACUCAGUGUUGUUCGAUACCCGCUGGAAAUGGAUUGGGGCAAUGUGACUGCCGAAGAUCUGAUCGAAGCUCUCCGCGAAGUGGACUGGUCGGCGCCUCCUCGCCCUCUCUCCGAAUUCUUCUCCCGAUUCACCGUCCCCCGAUCACACUCCAGAUGGAACAGUCGCCUCAAGUGCAAUCUCUAUUACUAUCGGACAAAUUAUUUCAUCAUGAUUGUUCUCAUUCUGGGUUUAGGAUUUCUGAGGAGGCCACUUGCUAUUGUUGCUGCUACAUUGACAGUUCUUACUAUUGCUUUCUUAAAUGACAGCUUUGCUGGUACUUUUAAUGAGAAGGUAACAAGAAUGGUGAGGCAGUUCUCUCCCCAUUUAGCAGCAAAGAUGAGGCCUCCUCUUACACCUGUUCUUCGUGGACGUCCAUCAGCUAAAAGAGCCAUUUAUAUAUGUGGGCGUCCUCGUUGGGUGUUUGUCGUGAUAUUUUCUGUUGCAAGUUUCUUCCUUUGGUUUGUUUCUUGUGGCCUCUUAACUGUCCUGUGGGCAUUUUCCAUUAGCCUUCUUGCCACCAUUCUUCAUGCAAGCUUCAGAACACCUAAUCUGAAAGCACGUUUGAACACCUUCCGUGAGGAAUUUCGUGCAGUUUGGCGCAACUGUAGUGAGCUGUAGCUUCCUUUGUAGAAAGACUUAGAUAUGAGACUCCAUCUUCUGAGAAAUGUGAAUGAUAAAGCUCUAGUGAGCCAAGUGCAUGAUACUUUGGAAAUGUUCUCAAAAAAUGAAGAAAAAGCAUACUAAACAAGGACAUAGGAACUCCUUUGCUAGCAUGCAUAAUCCAUCCUCCCCGUUCAUCUGCCAUGGGAAAAAGUUUUAAGUGAGGAGAUUGAAGAGAUAAGAGAAAAUGGAAGUUGCAAGCUCUCUGAGAAAUAUGUACCUUUAUAUGGUGAUAAUAAUGUUUUCCUAUCUUCCAUGUGCUGUUUUUUAGUAUUUUUUUUAUUUGUCAUAUUGACAAUUCUUGUUUUGUUAGUACAGGCAUUUUGUGUUUCCAUUUAUUAGGUUAGCAGGGAUUGGUUCAGUUCUGAAUGUUUUGGUUCUCAACUCUUUCUAUAACAAAAUGUUUUUAUGCUGCUA